AUGCGGCCUUCAAACGGUACCACGCACUGGCAGUCGGCCCGGCCUCGGCCCCCGUUCCCUGCCGGGGCGCAGCGCGAGCGAGCCAGCGCUGCCAUCUUUCAAGCUGGAUCGCGCGGAGAAAGCGGACGCUUCACGCCGGAGGAGGCCGAGGCGGUGCUGCAGCAGGCGGUGGAGGAGGACCCACUCCAGGAACUGCCGGAAGGUUUCGACGCCAGCAGCACUCUGCUCGCGGCGAACCUGCCAGACACUGUGUCCUCGAUGGAGGUGGGGGCGCACUUCUCCUGGUACGCCCCGGUGCUGCGGGUGACCAGGCUUGAAACCAAGAUGCUGGGCAACGAUGCGAGCUACCUGAUCACCUUCGUGGACACGGAGUCGGCCACUUCAGUCCUGAAGAAGUACCUGGGCCACUUCGGCUCCGGAGGCUACUCCCGGCCGGUCCGCCUCCGAGCGUUGCCGGAGCAGGAAACCGUGAGUUGA
Molecule: messenger RNA, 477 nt
Organism: Effrenium voratum
Lineage: Eukaryota; Dinophyceae; Suessiales; Symbiodiniaceae
Source: the annotation of a GenBank genome assembly